AUGAGUAUUGUUUGUGGUACCAUCACUACCAUGAUGGGCGAAGAGAGGGUCCCAUAUUGGAAGGAUCCUAAACUCGAGAACGAUUCUCAUACUCCCGUGUAUUCCAUCGAAGAUGCUAACUGGAGCGAAGAAGAAGGGGAAAUUGUUGAGCAGGAGGAGGGACAAGAGGAUGAACCUAUAGACGAGGAGCCUAAGGAGGAGGAACUAGAGGAGGAACCUGAGGACAAGCCUGAGGCGAAUUUUGAGGAGGAAAAGCUCGAGGACAAACCUGAAGAAGGAGAAGAAGAGUUUGAAGAAGAUAAUGAUCCAGAGGAGGAUUCAGAGUAUGAUCCAGAUGAGGACUGA
Molecule: messenger RNA, 345 nt
Organism: Eucalyptus grandis
Lineage: Eukaryota; Viridiplantae; Streptophyta; Magnoliopsida; Myrtales; Myrtaceae
Product: glutamic acid-rich protein-like
Exons: 2
Coding region: 1-345 (114 amino acids)
Source: RefSeq, a predicted model, not a curated record